UGUUGUCAGAUUUAUAUUUUGCAUAGUGCCAGAAUUCUUUUAAGGUUGUUUUGCUUUGCUAAUACAAAAAUAUAUUGCUUGUGUAUAUUGUUUUAACCAAUCGGACAAUUUUGAAAAGUUUUCUCAUAUAAUUAUUUAAUUGCUUUCAUUAUCACGUAUACAAAACCUUUACUCAAGAAUUUGCACGCUUCAAAGCACGAUGUCACGUAGCGAGAUCAAAGUAGGCGCUAGAACGGAAAGUAGUGAGUACAUUGAUAUGGACUUUUCUUCUGGUGACUCAAAUAAAAUGAAACCUAAACAGUUCUAUCGGGAGGAGAAUAAUAACGAGGCCGAUGAGCUAUCGAAAGAUUUCACGGAGAUGGGAUGUAUAGUUGACGCUGUGAAACGACCACCUAACAUCUGCGUAGAGACUUGUGUAUACGAGGAUUCCGAUUCAGGCAACGAUAAGUCAGAAGUGGAGACAAAAGAUAAUGAAGAUGACAUUUAUUCCGACGAGUUUGAAGAAGAUAAGAGCGAAAUAGAAGAAGCUACGAAAGAAAGAAAAGAACAAAGUAAAUCUGAACAUAAUAUUAUCAAGGAAACUCCAUCAAGCCCACCGCUUGUCAAAUUAUCAAAAAGUCUAUCAAAUAGUUCUACUAAUAAACAACUAUCUUCGUCAGCACAAUCAACUAAUUAUGGUUCGAUAUCAAUCCCUCCAACCCGUCGUGUCAACAUGUCUUUCACGAACGAGCGACUGCGUGAGAUUGAAAGGCACAACCACAUUUUACUUAACAAGAUACUGAGCGCUCGUAACUCACGCAAGUCUUCGAUACCUCCGCGCGAACAACCCGCGAGGAAUCCUGUACCUGCGGCUGCUGUACACCGCAAGUUGCAACAGAAGAAAAUAGACCACGACAACAUGAUCCUCCUGAAGAAAAUUCAGCGCGCCAAGUCGUCGGCGUGCAGCUUGCGGCGUUGAUACAGAAGGCGCGUCGGCUGCGCUUGCGCAGGUCGGCGCUACACUCUGCCUACCCACUUUGUUGCACGCCAACCUAUACGUGAUCGUCAAUAUAUUUUAUAUUAUUGUUUA
Messenger RNA from Papilio polytes (common Mormon), 1069 nucleotides. Its product is annotated as cilia- and flagella-associated protein 97-like. Bases 200 to 958 code for a protein of 252 amino acids. The transcript has 4 exons. The record is from RefSeq and is a predicted model, not a curated record. Lineage: Eukaryota; Metazoa; Arthropoda; Insecta; Lepidoptera; Papilionidae. Gene Ontology annotation, biological process: spermatogenesis.